AUGCCAAACUCAUACAUUCUUAUUAAAGGGGCUACAGUGAUCUCUGUAGAGCCAUCGAAGGGGAAGCCCCUCUACAACUGGGACAUUCUGAUAGAAAACGACCGGAUAAAGGCUGUAGGCCGAGACCUACCUUUGCCUGAAGGCAAUUCGUCCAUUAUCGAUGCAAAAAACUGCAUUGUCACUCCAGGGUUCGUCGACGGCCACCAUCACAUGUGGCAGCACCUCCUGCGCGGUAUCACAGUUGAUUGGUCUCUAUUCGGUUAUGCAUGUCACCUAAGGAGUGUCUAUGGGAGUUUAUACACACCAGACGAUGUCUACUUCGCCAACUAUGCUGCUGCGUUGAGUCUGCUUAACAAUGGCGUGACAACCGUCCUGGAUCACUGUCACGUUAUAAACUCCCCCGCCCACGCCGAUGCAGCAGUGAAGGGUUUGAAGGAUGCUGCUAUUCGAGGCACGUUCUGCUAUGGGCUAUACCAGAACCCGAAAGAACCAGGGAAUUUUGCGAGUACUGCGACAGACACGUUUGACCAAGCCGCACGAGUCGACGACGCUCUCCGUGUGCGCCAGGAAUAUUUCCCAGCCAACGAUCCCCAGAGUUCCCUUCUCACUUUUGGUAUUGCAUUGAAUGACCCACCGACGAUAUCCCGGGAACAAAAUAUCGAGGAAUUGGAUCUUGCGAGAAAGCUUAAAGCUAGGCUGUCGACUGUCCAUGCUUCAGCGGUAUCACACGGGACUCCUAAGCCUGAAGUCAUCCAGAAUUUUGUUGAUGCAAACCUGAUGGGACCAGACCUCGUAUUCAGUCACGGAAGUUGGAUGACAGAUGACGAGCUGGCUGCGGUGCGGGAUUCUGGGGCUGGGAUUGUUGGGACGCCCGACACAGAGCUGCAAAUGGGCAUGGGGUCUCCCGUGGUAUGGAAAGCCGCUGAUAUUGGCUGUCACGCGGGCCUUGGGCUGGAUAUUACCUCGAACCAAGGUAAUGAUUUCAUGGCGCAGAUGAGGUUGGCUCUUCAGGCGCAACGACCUCGCGAGUAUGACCAUCGUAUAGUCGAGAGAGAUCUCCGCAGGAAGGCAGUAGACGCAUUACGCAUGGCAACCCUGGGAGGAGCGGAGGUUAUGGACAUGGGGUCAUUGAUUGGUUCUAUCGCUCUUGGUAAAAAGGCUGACCUGGUGAUCUUUCGCUGUGACGACAUUGACACGGUGCCUGUUGUGGACCCUAUCGCGACUGUGGUUUUCCAUGCAUCGCCAAAGAACAUUGACACUGUUAUCGUCGACGGAAAGAUUGUUAAGCAGAACGGUCAGCUUGUCGGUGUUGACUGGGAGUUCCUGCAUGAUCAGAUGAUACGCAGAUCGCAACGUCUGAGGGACGAAGCAGCGAAAGUUGAUAUGGGGAAGGCAGAAUCGAUGUUCCGCUCCAUAUUCGAGAAGGCCAUGUAA
Messenger RNA from Penicillium mononematosum, 1434 nucleotides. RefSeq lists its product as uncharacterized. The record is from RefSeq and is a predicted model, not a curated record. Lineage: Eukaryota; Fungi; Ascomycota; Eurotiomycetes; Eurotiales; Aspergillaceae. The coding region runs from base 1 to 1434 and encodes 477 amino acids. Gene Ontology annotation, molecular function: hydrolase activity, acting on carbon-nitrogen (but not peptide) bonds. The transcript has a single exon.